UCUCGGCGGCUCAGAAUCCUCGUUCCCGACCUAUCUCUCCUCUCCUCUCCUCCGGUGUCCUCUCUCCUUUCCUCCGCGCAAGGCAAUCAUCAAAGAUUAGUUUUGGUUUAGGGUUGGGAUUAGCGUCUGGUUUUCUUCUUCUCCUUGCGUCCUCCUCUUUGGCCGUCUUUGGCCGUCUGCGCCUGCCCCCCUUUUGUUUUUGAUCCGAUCGGGUGGGUGGAUCGAUGGGGAAGAACGAGUUCCUGACGCCGAAGGCGAUCGCGAACCGGAUCAAGGCGAAGGGGCUGCAGAAGCUGCGGUGGUACUGCCAGAUGUGCCAGAAGCAGUGCCGCGACGAGAACGGGUUCAAGUGCCACUGCAUGAGCGAGGGCCACCAGCGCCAGAUGCAGGUCUUCGGCCAGAACCCCGACCGCAUCGUCGGCGGCUUCUCCGAGGAGUUCGAGCGCGCCUUCCUCGACCUCAUGCGCCGCUCCCACCGCUUCUCCCGCGUCGCCGCCACCGUCGUCUACAACGAGUACAUCGCCGACCGCCACCACGUCCACAUGAACUCCACCCAGUGGGCCACCCUCACCGAAUUCGUCAAGUACCUCGGCCGCACCGGCCAGUGCAAGGUCGAGGACACCCCCAAGGGCUGGUUCAUCACCUACAUCGACCGCGACUCCGAGACCCUCUUCAAGGACCGCCUCAAGGCCAAGCGCCACAAGGCCGACCUGGCCGACGAGGAGCGCCAGGAGCGCGUCAUCGCCCACCAGAUCGAGCGCGCCGUCUCCUCCCUCCCUCCCGAGACCCCUCUAGCUUCCGAUCCCAACAAUCCCACCGCAUCUCAUGCGGACGGUGCCAGGUCCGCGAUCACCGGAAACCCCCCCAGCGGAAAGGUCGCAUUUCUACUCCAAUCCCAAUCCGCCUCGGUCUCUUCCAAACCUAAUAACGAGGCUGCGGCCCCAAAGUCCGCCCCCAAAUUAGCGUUCGCCGACGAACCUGAUUCCGAGGAGAAGAGCGCGAAGAAGAGCAGCAGUACUAGGGUUGGUGCUUCAGGAGGUGGUGCCGGUUUGUCGGCAUUGGACGAAUUGAUGAGGGAGGAGGAGAAGGCGAAGGAGAAGAUCAAUAGGAAGGACUAUUGGCUUUGCAAGGGGAUCGUCGUGAAGGUGAUGAGUAAGACCUUAGCGGAAAAAGGUUAUUAUAAGCAGAAAGGGGUGGUGAAGAGGGUCGUUGAUAAGUAUGUUGGUGAGAUUGAGAUGCUGGAGAGCAAGCACGUGCUUAGGGUUGAUCAGGAGGAGCUGGAGACUGUGAUCCCGCAGAUUGGAGGGCUUGUAAGGAUAGUCAAUGGAGCGUAUAGGGGGUCGAAUGCGAGGUUAAUUUCAGUGGAUACGGAGAAGUUUUGCGCGAAGGUGCAAAUUGAGAAGGGGGUUUAUGAUGGGAGGGUUCUUAAAGCUGUAGAGUAUGAGGACAUCUGCAAAAUCUUUCAGUGAGAAACUACUGAUUUGAUGUCCAGAGAAAAGGUAUACACAUUUGCAUUUAUGGCUACAUUUCAUUGAGAGAUAUUCACGAACCACAGGCGAAGGAAGAUAUCUAACCAUUCAAAUCCUUAAAUUGUAUUCAACCUAUGAUAAAAGAACUGAAGUUCAGGUAAAGAAGUAAACAUUUUAGCUCAACAUGUAUGUAUGUCUGUUUUAAAAGCACGAAGAGUAAUUGAUCAGAUUCGCAGGCGUUCCUAUGAGGAAACACUUAUGAUGCUGGAACUCAUGCCUUGUCGAUCAUGUUAUCCCAUUCUAAAAUUGGUUUAUUCUGCAGCAGCAAAUGCUAAUCAUAAUAUGGGUUUGAACGAAGCUGAUUUAUUCAUUAGUAAAGCCGAAACCAAUAGGAAUACUAUUGUGAAAAAGUUAAGACCCCGAGCUCGAGGACAUAGUUAUUUGAUAAAAAGACCGACAUGUCAUAUAACAAUUGUAUUAAAAGAGAAAUCUAAAUCAUUUUUAGAU
Molecule: messenger RNA, 1976 nt
Organism: Ananas comosus (pineapple)
Lineage: Eukaryota; Viridiplantae; Streptophyta; Magnoliopsida; Poales; Bromeliaceae
Product: KIN17-like protein
Exons: 2
Coding region: 225-1469 (414 amino acids)
Biological process (GO): DNA replication; DNA damage response
Cellular component (GO): nucleus
Molecular function (GO): double-stranded DNA binding
Source: RefSeq, a predicted model, not a curated record